AUGGCUGCGGGACCGCUCGUAAUCGAACUGGUGGCGGUGUUCGUUCUGACGUCAGUACUCCUUAAUAAAUACACAGGUUGGCAACGUCACCACCCUACAGUGAUUCUGUCGACUUUCAUCGGAUGGUGUUUCUCCUUCGUAAUUAUCUUUGUACUUCCGCUGGAUGUGGCCAUUACUUUAUACAAUAGGUGUGAAGUGGAGAAUGCUCGAUCGUUGAACUCCACUGAUGUCAUAUCCCGUCUUUGUGAAAAACCUGACGGCUAUGUUCCAAGUGCUGUGCUUCUGUGCUUGUGGAGAGUAGUGUAUUGGACGUCUCAGGUGCUUACAUGGAUCGUGCUUCCUUUUAUGCAGAGUUUCGUCAGUGCUGGAGAUUUCACUGUCUAUGGGAAAAUGCGUGCUGCGUUAUUCCAGAAUGCUGUUUAUUAUGGGAUUUACUUGCUUGCUUUUGCAAUUCUUCUUGUAUAUGCGAUUAUUAAAGGGUAUGGAUUCGUAGAACUUCCACGUGGAUUGUGGAAUAUGGGGAAUAGAGACUACCUUCUGAGGAAAACAUAUUUUAACAUCGAUAAAAUAUUUUCUGACAAAAACGAAGCAGAGGAAGCUAUAAAGGACGCUUAUAGGGAAGCCCGAACAGUUCUCAAUAUUUUGAAGAAUGAGCACGGUACUAGAGAGAAGGCACAGAUGAUCGUAUCGAGGUUUCCCGAAGAGAUUCGGCUUCAUAAAAGAGCAAUCUCUGCUGUACAAAACCACCACCGUACCACGGCUCAGUGGAGGUGGAAAGUUAUAAUGUUUUUAAUGUUUUUUCAAUGCUAUGGAUUUCAGCUUGUUUCCAUCGUACUCAUGUGUAUGACUGUUUUCAUCCUGAUAAGCGAGUGUACGUUCUUUAUUUAUUAUCAUUUGGAUCCAAAUCGUCAUACGGACGCGAAUAGCUUGUUGUUUAGUGCAAAGCUUCUGUGUCGUCUGACUCCACCAGUUUGUUUGAAUUUUCUUGGGAUGAUCCACCUCGACUCCCAUAUAACUAUGGCGAAAGGUUUUGGUGUUGAAACCCAGUUCACAAGGCUAAUGGGGCAUCUUGAUGUCAUACCAAUCUUGGCGAAAGGUAUCAACGUAUAUCUGCCCAUUUGCAUACUCAUAUUCUGUGCUGCAACAUACUUUAGGAUUGGAACCUACUUGCUGCACAAUUUGGGCUUCGACCAAUUUGUUGUGUCAGAUGGGUUCACGCAAGAAAUGGUAACUUCGGGACGAGCUCUGGUGCAAGUAGAACGCAAUUCGUUUAAUAGACAGAAGGAGCGACUUCGAAGAGAAGAAGAAUGGUCUGGGCGCUUGGGUAUGUAG
Molecule: messenger RNA, 1332 nt
Organism: Angiostrongylus costaricensis
Lineage: Eukaryota; Metazoa; Nematoda; Chromadorea; Rhabditida; Metastrongylidae
Source: the annotation of a GenBank genome assembly